Rhipicephalus sanguineus (brown dog tick) is the source of this 1075-nucleotide messenger RNA. It is a transcript of the gene EMC6, whose product is annotated as ER membrane protein complex subunit 6. Gene Ontology annotation, biological process: protein folding in endoplasmic reticulum; autophagosome assembly. The transcript has a single exon. Gene Ontology annotation, cellular component: EMC complex; endoplasmic reticulum; membrane. The record is from RefSeq and is a predicted model, not a curated record. Bases 214 to 567 code for a protein of 117 amino acids. NCBI's taxonomy places the organism in Eukaryota, Metazoa, Arthropoda, Arachnida, Ixodida, Ixodidae.
CUACUUCCGUUGCAGCGCAGCCGCCGUCAUUUCUGCCAUUCACUCGGUAGUUUUUUUCGAUUAUUUUCUCUAGCCUUUUCGAAUCGAACCGUACUGCCGGUUACAACUAGCGCUUGAGACGAUUCGUCGAAGAUCAGAAGCUCUUCUAGCAACUGUGUUGUGUGAGGUGGGAGCUCGGAAUCGCGGUGAGCCGCUUCAGCUUCAGCGUACAGGAUGGCGGAAUACAGAAGCAAGGUGCGCUCGAAGAAGGAAAAAUCAGGCGAGACUAUCGCGUACAGCGAGGCUGCCAUGCGGCACAACGGCGCAGUGCUCGAGUACUGCCGGACGUCGCUGGCCGCGCUGUCCGGUUGCACUGCCGGCAUCCUGGGUCUGACGGGCCUCUGGGGUUUCCUCUUCUAUUUCGCCACGGCGCUGGCGCUAUGGCUCAUGCUUGUGCUGCGCACCAUGAAUACCUGGCACCGUUUCCUGCGUAGCCGCACUACCUUCCUCACGACGGGACUGUUCGGCGGGCUGUUCACCUACGUUCUCUUCUGGACCUUCUUCUACGGCAUUGUUCAUGUGUACUAAACUAGUCCGGGCGGCCAUUGCUGGAAUGUAAAGUGCUGCCCUUCGCAAAACGUCGUGGAGAUCUGCCUCCCCAGCGUGAUUGUUUGUGUCUGAUGUUGCCCGAUGAGCUUCUCACGCAAGACGCUGUGGGGAAGCAUCUAAAAGGUGCUGGCACGAGUUUGACCAUAUGUUGACCACACGUUGACUAGGAAGAGGCCAGCUACACUUGUGUGACCCCGUCUAAACGACCAAUGAACAUUUGUUGAGCUCGCAUGACCCGCAGUUUUUUCCCCGAGACACUAGAAGAUGGAGGGACGCAAACGGUCAUUCGAAGCACCACGGCUAUACCAUUUCUAUCAUUUAACCUUCAGCAUAAAAAGUCUGUUUAUAUUUGCUGCAACAGGUAUUGACAUGUUAGUGUUGCAGUAUUACACGUGUGCGCUUUACCGAGACUUGUUUGUUCUUGGUGUUGCUUUGAUGGUGUUUGUUUAUAUGUCCGGUGGAUUGCAUUAAAGAUGUUUGGCUUGUA